Eucalyptus grandis is the source of this 1662-nucleotide messenger RNA. Its product is annotated as putative disease resistance protein At1g50180. The record is from RefSeq and is a predicted model, not a curated record. The transcript is spliced from 2 exons. The coding region runs from base 671 to 1285 and encodes 204 amino acids. NCBI's taxonomy places the organism in Eukaryota, Viridiplantae, Streptophyta, Magnoliopsida, Myrtales, Myrtaceae.
UUUGGUCUUCUCAUCUUCUUAAAACGUGAGUGAAAUGGAUUAUACAACAACACAGGCAGAUAAUCACAACAUUGCGAAUGUACGAGUAUGAGUUGUCAAAUUUCAAAUCAUUAGAGACAACAACAUGAGGAAAAACAAAUAUGUAAGAACAGACAAUACUGGCGCAAUCAGAUACUUUGACGAACUUGUUUCUGUGAAGCGAAGUUGUUCGCUUAGGAACUUUCUUUGCUCGGCUGUGAAUAUAAGUAUCAUUGAGAGGCUUUUGCCCUCCUUCAGGCUCUCCAACAUUGACCAAAUAAGCAUUGAACGUCUCACUGGAACAAACAACUUCCUUCUUGAAAGUCCUGCAUUCCAACAGCUGCUUGCUGUUAUCAUACAGCAUUACCUGUCAAAAAUCCAACCAUCGAUCACGGCAUGGCCUAAUCCACUCAGAACAAGCUCAAUCACGGAGAGCAUGACGACCAAAACCACAAAACAGAACAAUCCGUGAGGACAGUCAAAAUUGAAAACCUAUGCAGCAUCGAGCUGUUGCUAUCAAGCAUUUCUUCUACCUGCGGAGAGAAUAUAUACCUGCCUAUACGUUCACAGCUUGUUAACGCAUCAGAAGUGAAUUCUCAAGUCAUUCUCUAUCAUAAUCUCCACUGAUCAUAGUCUGAACAGUGCAAUACCAAUGGCCGAGUCUGUUGUAUUGUUUGUGGUAGAGACGAUAGAAAAGCUGCUCGUCGACGAGGCCAAAUUCUUGUGGGCUGUGAAGGGCAAGGUCGAGGGCCUGCAAAAUGAGCUGAAGCUGAUCCAGUGCUUGCUGAGGGAUGCGGACGCGAAACAAGAGCAAGCUGUUCGAGAAUGGGUCGCGCAACUCCGAGAAAUCGCCUAUGAUGCUGAGGACGUCAUCGAGCAAUACAUCCUCAGAGUCGCGCCGAAGAAGGGACAAAACAUCAUCAAAGCGUAUGCUUGCUUCAUGGCGAAGUGCACGUGCGUGAGAGCUCAUGAGGUGGGGAUAAAGAUUGAUGGCUUAAGAUCCAAUAUCUCCAAUCUUAGAACGAGUAUGCGGGAUUAUGGCAUACAACCUCCGAAAGAGGGCGAAUGCGAACGCAAGAGAGCUUCGACGUUGAAACAUACUUAUGCCCAUUUUGAGGAGGAUUUUGUCGGGAGGGAAGAUGGUAUUCAGGUGUUGGUGAAAGAGCUGUUGAAGGAUGGAGAACAACACAGAGUUAUUUCCAUUUGUGGAAUGGGUGGUUUGGGAAAACCACGCUCGCUAAGAAAGUCUUUGCUCAUGACAAAGUGAAGAACCAUUUCGAUAGUUUUGCUUGGGCUUGCGUAUCUCAAGAAUAUAACAUAGAAAAUAUCUUGGUAGAAAUUCUUGUUCAAUUGAUCCCUGAUCGAAUAAAGGAGAUUAAGAAGAUGAUAAUUCACCAAUUGUUAGAAACUCUAUACAAGACCCAAAAACAGAAGAGAUGUAUCGUGGUUCUUGAUGAUAUUUGGACCGAACAGGCAUGGGAUGGUCUUCGAGCUGCAUUCCCGAUCAAGGACACGAGAAGCAAGUUGUUGAUAACAACCCGCAAUAAAAAAGUAGCGGAGUAUAUCGAUACUCAUUAUUUUCUCCAUGAACCUCAGUGCUUGUCACACGAGGAGAGUUGGGUUCUGCUAAAGAAGAGGGUUUUC